Messenger RNA from Archocentrus centrarchus (flier cichlid), 339 nucleotides. RefSeq names its product cystatin-A. The transcript is spliced from 3 exons. Gene Ontology annotation, cellular component: cytosol. NCBI's taxonomy places the organism in Eukaryota, Metazoa, Chordata, Actinopteri, Cichliformes, Cichlidae. Bases 34 to 339 code for a protein of 101 amino acids. The record is from RefSeq and is a predicted model, not a curated record. Gene Ontology annotation, molecular function: cysteine-type endopeptidase inhibitor activity.
CAGAAAGUUUAAAUUUCUGUUUAUUUCCACAGAAUGGCUCAAACAAUAGCUGGAGGAUACAUGGAGGCACGGGAGGCCAGCAAGGAAAUUCAGCAAAUCUGUGACAAGGUUAAGUGUGACGUGGAGCGAAAGACAAAUAAGAUGUAUGGAGUAUUCAAAGCUGUUCAGUACAGGAGUCAGGUGGUGGCAGGAGUCAAUUAUCUCAUCAAGGUUCACGUUGGAGGACACAGUUACCUUCAUCUGAAGGUCUGGAAAAAGCUUCCAAGUUAUGGAGGAGAAGUUGUGCUUUUUAAUGUCGAACAAAACCGCCAAAAAGAAGAUCCCAUCAUACCGUUCUAA